Messenger RNA from Sphenostylis stenocarpa, 540 nucleotides. NCBI's taxonomy places the organism in Eukaryota, Viridiplantae, Streptophyta, Magnoliopsida, Fabales, Fabaceae. The record is from the annotation of a GenBank genome assembly.
AUGUCGUGGUGUUACUGUGCUAAGCCCUUCACCUUGCAACUGCAGUUGCACUCAAGACCAUCAUCUUCAUCAUCGUUCCAUUCCCACGUUGGAGGAGUAACAUCAGCAACCUCCACACUGUCUCUUCGACCCUCUCUUUCUCUUGUUUUCACCCACAAUCUCCACUUCCAACCCAAACUCCAACGCGCUUCCACAACCAUUCGAUGCUCCUCUGCGUUGACACCUCAAUUGAAGUCUACCUUGGAUACAGUUAUUGCUUCAAAUAAAAUAGUUCUGUUUAUGAAGGGAACUAAGGACUUUCCACAGUGUGGGUUCUCAAACACAGUGGUGCAAAUAUUGAAGUCUCUAAAUGUGCCUUUUGAAACCAUAAACGUGCUUGAAAAUGACUUGUUACGCCAAGGACUGAAGGAGUACUCCAGUUGGCCUACCUUUCCUCAACUGUACAUAGAAGGAGAGUUUUUUGGUGGCUGUGAUAUCACUGUUGAGGCAUAUAAGAAUGGGGAAUUGCAGGAGCUGUUGGAGAAGGCAAUAUUGUCCUGA